This is a messenger RNA of Hyla sarda, 15769 nucleotides long. RefSeq names its product SON DNA and RNA binding protein (gene SON). Bases 138 to 14984 code for a protein of 4948 amino acids. Gene Ontology annotation, molecular function: RNA binding. The transcript has 13 exons. Gene Ontology annotation, biological process: regulation of mRNA splicing, via spliceosome; regulation of cell cycle. The record is from RefSeq and is a predicted model, not a curated record. Lineage: Eukaryota; Metazoa; Chordata; Amphibia; Anura; Hylidae.
CGUCAGAAAGUGCUCUGGACCCAUCAGGAGGAGGCGGAGUAGGUCCGGAGCGCCAUGGCUACCAACAUUGAGCAGAUCUUCCGUUCCUUCGUGGUGAAUAAAUUCAAGGAGAUCCAGGAGGAAAACCGCAAUAGGGAAUGAAAAUCACCGGUGAUCAGAGUGGUCUCUCCAUAUCACAGGCAGGUACAGGGACAGCGGCUCCGCAGUGUGAGGACCCCAGCAAUCAGCUCCCCAUAACUCAGCUUCCUGGACCAAUUGAAAACAUGGACGGCUCUCAUAAUGGUGACCUUACAGCACCGGGGACAGAAGCUGCUUCUGAGGGUUCAUCAGUCGUUGCACAGAACGAAGGAAGCAGCCAGACCGUCACGAAUACUGAAGACACAGAGUCUAAGCCCAUGGAAAUCAUACAGACUCCAGCAGCUGAAGAAAAGGAAGGUGAAUCAAAAGAUUUGAAAACUACAGACCUAAGUUCAGAUGAUGAAGUAAAGAGGGAUUCCUCAAAGAAGAAGUCAAAAAAGCACAAAAAGCACAAAAGCAAAAAGAAAAAAAAGAAAAAGAAAAAAGAGAAAAAUGAAAAGAGGUCAAAAUCUACUUCGAGUGUUGAGGACCAAGAGAAUGCUACUUCAGAAUCUAAGUCUGCCUGGCAACCGGUCAUUGCAUCUCUAAAAGUACAAGACACAACAAAUACUGUGUCAUCCCAAGUGGAAGAGAAUGUAGAUGCCCUGCCUUCAUUGGGUGAUCAAGAUAGUAAUCUGCAUUCUGAGAAGGACCAUCCUGCUAAGCCUCAGUUAGAUAUUGACUUUGGGUUCUUUGGUCCUAAGUGUCCAAAUGAAAUGCAUUUUCCAGUUUCUUCAAAACUCACGAUUUCUGAAGUAGAAAUGCCAGAACAGUCCAAAGAACUGGCUGUUGAUAUUCAGCAAAAUAGUGAAAAGGAGAAUCUUAAUGAUCAGAAUAAUGUAAAACAGCAUACAAACUGUGAAACUGCUGAAGCCCUACAAAAAGAAAUGUCUGUGCCUCAGCAAAGCUUGGUGCGUUCAGAAGGAAAAAGUGUUGAAUUACAGGAAAGCAGAGUAGAUUCUGAAGAAAAUAAACAUCUCGAACAUCUGGACAAUGUUUCAUCAGUACCAUUGGAACCAGAGUCAAAAUCAACUAGUACAAGUCUGUUAGCAGCAAAAUCUCGAUCAAGGUCGAAUUCCUUAGCAAAAAAAACUAGAUCAAGAUCCAAGUCUUUGACUAAGGUGCCAAAGAAACAAGCCAGCUCAAAAUCUCUUACUAGGCAGAGAUCACCCUCUACUUCUAUGUUGAGAAGACGAAGGUCACGAUCCAGUUCAGUUGGUCAGAGGCGAAGAUCAAAAUCCAAAUCUCCAAUUAGACGAAGAUGGUCACGCUCUAGCACUCCUGCGCGGUAUUCUAAAUCGCCAAUACGGAGUUGGUGGUCAAAGUCCAUAAGAAACAGGCAAAGAUCUGUGUCAAUUGAAAGAAGACGAAGAUCGAGAACUAGAUCCCUUGCAAAGAGACGUAGGUCAAGAUCCAGGUCAUCUGAAAAGGGGCGCCUUUCAAGGACAAGAUCCAGUGCUAAAAGAAUAAGAUCUAGGUCUCGUUCUACAAAUAGAAGAAAAUCGAGAUCAACCAGCCGUAAACAUAGGUUGCGUUCAAGAUCAACAAGUAGAAGAAAAUCAAAGUCUAGUUCUCCUUCAAGGAAGCGGAAAUCGAAGUCUGCCUCUCCUCUUAGGAGGCAAAAGUCAAAAACGGCCUCUCCUGUCAGAAGGGGUAGAUCUAGAUCUCGUUCAGCUGUCCAGAAACGUAGGUCUAGAUCAGCUUCCAGAAGACACAAGUCCAGGUCUGUUUCAGGUUCUAGAAGACGUAAGUCAAGAUCUGCCUCUUUCACAAGGAGGCGCAGAUCAAGAUCUGGCUUUGCCUCCUGGAGACGUAAGUCAAGGUCUGGCUCGACCUUUAGAAGACGCAGGUCAAGAUCUGUCGUAGCCUCCAGAAGAAGGUCAAGGUCUCCUUCUGUCUCCUGGAAACGCAGGUCAAGGUCUCUGUCAGCCUCUAGAAGGCGCAGGUCAAGGUCUGCUUCAGCCUCUAGAAGACGUAGAUCGAGGACUGCAUCAAGAAGGCGCAGGUCAAGGUCAGCCUCUAGAAGGCGCAGGUCGAGGUCCACUUCGGUUUCCAGAAGGCGCAUGUCAAGGUCAGUUUCUAAAAGGCGCAGAUCACGGUCUACCUCUGCCUCUAGAAGGCGCAGGUCACGGUCUACCUCUAGAAGGAGGAGGUCAAGAUCUGCUUCCAGAAGGCGAAGGUCAAGGUCUCCCUCAGCUCCUGGAAGACUUAAGUCAAGAUCAGUCUCCAGAAGGUGCAGGUCCAGGUCUGACUCUGUCUUGAGAAGGCGCAGAUCAAGGUCUGAAUCUACAUCCAGACAAAAGUCAAGGUUUGGCUCACGCUCCAAAACACGCAAGUCAAGAAGUGGUUCGGACACAAGGAGGCCUAGAUCAAACAGUCAACAAAAGUCACGAUCUUAUUCAACAACCAAAAGAAAAUCUAGGUCUACUUCAGUUUCAAGGGGAGAGCAAUCCACAUUGCAGUCAGGUACCACAAAAGUCCAGUCCAGCGAAGACAGGAGAUCAAGGUCGAAAGGAGACAAUCGAAAAUCAAGGUCAAGAUCUGCAUCUGUCACUUUGAAAUCUUUGGAAAGUGAACCUAAACUGCAGACCAAAUCCUUCACGGAACAAAGGCAGCUUGAAAAAUCAACUAUGGAAUGCCUUGGUCCAAACAGAUCUGCAAUAGAAAAGGAGUACAAAAUGAAACUGCCUGAAAGAAGUUCAACUUCAGUGAUUGGAUCAAAAAGCUGUUCUUCUCCAUUAGGAGCCAGUUCACCAGGAACAAUACCAGUACCAUGCGCUGAAAAUGCUGUACAAGUGGAGUCAAAUGUUUUGGAUUGUUCAUCGACCACAUCGGUAUUAGAAGUUCAAAAGAAAUCUGCACUCUCUGAAUGUCCAACUGAACAGAUUAUUUCUUCUGUACCAUUUAAUGAAAAUCCAUCUGUAGAAUGUGACAUGGAUAUUGAACCAAUCCCUUUUACACCCAUAGAGGUUGCAUGCACAGAACAGUCAAGAGAAGUUGUAAAUAUGGUUGAGGCCUCUAAAGAACUGUUUGACGAUAAUAAUGAUUAUGCAAAGCAGCGUGCAAAGUUAGUACAUAUAAGAAUUAGUGAUGAGCAGGAGCAAAAUACUUCAGACUAUAUUACAGAAGAGGGAACUGUGUUUAAACCAUUUAAUUCUUCUCCAAACUUUGAACAGCAACAUGGACUAUCGCAGCUGUCAAGAGACUAUAUUAAAUCUAAAGUUUCUAAUAUGUCUGUGGCUGUCCCUGUAGAAGAUCCUUCAUGUCAGAAGUGUGAAAACUUGCAAAGUAAACAAGAAUUUGCUAAUAGAUGUUCGGAUUCUCUAUUCCAAACCAGCUUAAAGGAGGAAGAAAAUUCAAGGAGUCAUGUCGCCACCUCUCCAAACUUAAAAUUGUCAACUAAUGAUCCUUUGCCAAGCUGUACAGAGUUACUGCAAGAUUCUGCAUCCAUCAAAUACAUAGAGAAUGCAAACAAAGAUGUACCAGAGACAAAAUAUCUGACUCAGAAAAGCUUUGUCUUAAGUGAAGAAUCUGGCUGUUCUAACCUUACAACUGGGCAAGACACACCUGUAUUGCUUGCACAAAGUCAGGCUGAACAUUUGUAUAGCCCUUCAACAAUUGAAGGGAGGUCACAUUUGCCCAUACUGCCUUCUAAUAAUAAAUUGGAUUUGUUGCAUAAGAAGGAAGAAAGUACAGUGGCCAGUAGUUUUACUUCCAAUGAAUGCCAACAAACUUUAAGCAGUGUUUUUUCUGGUAGUCAAAAGCACACUGAGGAAGAUGUUUCUGCAAAUAUGUUAGAUGGUUUUUCCCACCAGAGAGGCGCUACUAAUUUAAAGUCACCACCCUUAAAUAAUUUGAAUAAGAAAAGUGAAUCAAAAGAGGAAAUUCAGGAAGCUAGUAAGUCUAAACUUGUUAAAAAUACCCUUGCUGAAGAACAGAGUUCCAGUCGGGACAUAUGUAUAUCUAAUGAAACAGAAAAUAGAAGUGCAUCUACCCGUGUUACUCAGAAUUACUUAUUAGACAAUUCCACACAUCACUAUAAUUUAAAAGAAACUGAUGAAUCUGAGGUGUCUUACCCUGUUAAAAACAAGACUGUAGAAGUAAAUCCAGUCAAAGAUAAUGAGCAGACUUUAUCGAGCAUAUCAAGUAAAGAUCUUGGUAGUACUUCUAAAGUUGAGGAAUCUUAUAACGUGCCAAUAUCCUCAACUUGGGAGAAAAUAGUUCAGAACACCUCUCAGGCGCAUGGGGCUGGUGAGGGAAAAUUUCAUGGCUUACUGAAAGGAGAUGAAAAGGAGUCCACCAGCAUGGAAGAAAAUUCUGCCUCUAAAAAUGCUAUCCAGAAUAGUCUAAAUCCACCAAAUGUCAUUUAUCAAGAAGUCUCAAGAUCUAAAGAAGCAACCAAAAAUAUUACAAGUCUAACUCAAGCUCAUGAUUCUCGCAAAUUAAGUUUAUCCCCUAAAAUCAUUGACUCAUCUGAAAAGAAUCCUCAGUGCAUGUCUGUUACUUCUGUUGAAUUAGUCAAGAAAGACCUUCCAUUAUUAGCUGAAGAUAAAAUGGAAAUCCAAACAAAUUAUGAAGUCCUUUCAAACACCAAGAAUUCAGACUCUUCUGAUGAAUGUAAAAUUAUAUCUAAGCCAUCUCCAUUUAACAAUGUGAAUGACAGCAAUACUAAACAAGAGGUAGGCAAAAUCUUAUAUGAUGAAGCGGCUCAGGUGGAGAGUUCUUCUAACAGUAUCACAAGUAGUAAACGGGAAGUCAUUCAUAAUAUUGAAAAAGCAAGUUCAAGAGAAGAAAAGUCCUUAUCUGUUUUGCAUAGUGAAAAACAGGGUUCAAGUUUAUCUAAAACUUUUGAUGGAAGUGUUGAGUGUGCGCAACUGGGUGUUCAAGAACAUGAGUUACCACAAAAGAUUUUUGGACAUUCAGUUUUAAAUGCUGAGACUGAUGGAGACAUUCCACAGAGAGACUCUGUUGUCAGUAAGCACUCAAAGUCUGUUUCAGUGUCAAAAAGUUCUAAAAGUGACUGCCUUACUAACAGUACAGAUGAUAAAAUACAUGUAACUGAUAUCAGCCAAGACAAAGGUGUUAAAUCUGGUCCAGUAAGCAGCCCAAAUGUGUACAUUCAACAGGAACUUGAACCCCAAAAUAAAGAGAAGGGGACUCUUGGGAAGGAAAGUUCAUUCCAGUCAUUAACAGACCUUAAGCAAUGUGAAUUAACAAUACAGCAACAAAGUGCGCUAAACUAUUCCAAGCCUGAACCUGCUUAUAUUGGUUUGAAAGAGAGUAAACCUCAAGAAGAUCCAAAGGUAUCACCUAAGCCAUUUUUAAAUGAGACAGGAAGACUUUCGGUCAGUUCAGUGCCAGUUCAAUUCAAAUUUAGCAAAACUUUUAGAACUCUCGCUGUUUCUCAGCUGUGUAGCGCAUCUGAAGAUUCAUCAGAUGUAGAAAGCUCGAAAGUUAAUACCUCUUCCUCGGGUGUUACACGUAACACUACAGCAUCUACAUCAAGUGUCCUAAGGUCUAGUUCAAAGACUUUGCCAGAUUUACCAACUUCUCAGCAAACUGCGAAUGUUAUAGUAGAGCCUUCCAUGUCAGAGUCUUUACAGGAUGUGUCAACUGAGCUUUCCCAAUCGGACAAUCAAUCUGGGCAGCUUUCUGAGAAAGACCUCUCGUACCCUGAUACCCUUCAGGCUGCAGAUGAGUCGCAGACUGGUUCUAGUACCAAACUAACAUUUCCCCAUAUCUCUAAUGCCGUAUCCAAAUUAGGAGUUAAGCAGCGACAGUACCGUUCAAGAUCUGUAGCUCAAGACAGUAGAACACCUUCUUUAGACAGAGGGCAUGCCUCACGUUCCCGUUCUAAGUCUUUGUCCCGAAGACGACGCUCAAAAUCUUCAUCACGGAAAAAAAGGUCCACAUCAACAUCUAGAAAGAAAAGUUCACACUCUAAGUCAGUCAGAAGAAAACAUUCUCGCUCUAGGUCAAGAGGGAGAAAGGGGCGAUCACAAUCCAAGUCAAAGGGCAAGAAAAAACGAUCCACUUCAAAAAUAUCAGGAAAAAGAAAACGCUCCAGAUCAAAAUCGUCUGAAAGGAUUGGGGGUUCUAAAUCUUCAGGAAAACAGAGGAGCUCACGUUCUACGUCGAAAACUCGAAAAAACAGAUUGCAGUCUAAGUCCCCAGAAAAGAAAGGCAGGUCACGUAGUAAAUCUGAAUCAAAAAGGAAGACACACUCCAAAACUGCAAGUACAAGGAAGAGAUCACGGUCCAAAUCUCCAAACUGGAGGAGAAAAUCACGGUCUAAAUCAUUGUCAUCAAGAAGUCGCUCACGAUCAUUGUCUGUGUCUCGGAAACACUUUUCCCACUCAAAGUCCUCGUUACAUAGGAAACGUUCCAGUUCCAGAUCAGCGUCUCCACGAAGACGUUCUCGUUCAAGAAAUAAAAGGCAUUCUUUCUCAAGAUCUCCAGCUGCACGAAGUCCUUCAAGAUCGCGUUCACGUUGGCAUCGUUCCAGAUCUCGUGGAAGAUGGCGUCGUUCACGUUCUCUCUCUGCUUCCCAACGCCGCUCUAGAUCAACAUCAAGGCUUUCUUCUUCUCUGACAACUAAAAAAAGAAAAUCAUUAUCACCGGUUCGUAGGAGGCGGUCAAGAUCACAAAUCAAGCAGAAAGAAAAGUCUCCUGUAAGUAAGAGGAAGUCAUCCACUCCGCCACCGGCACAGAAAAAAAGUGCUCAGACAAAACCUGCAGGUUUCAAGCAUAGCAUUGGAUUAAAGUCUCUCAUUCAGAAACAGUUAUCCCAAGCCAAGUCACAAGGAACAACUGGAAAGUUGUCUAAGGAGCAAAUACCUUUACCUAAUGUAACAAGUAGAACACAGUUAUCUAUUUUCCCUACUAGAACACAGGCUUCUGUUUCUAAUUUGAGUGCUAUUGGACAAAUACCUAUACCUAAUUUGGCUGAGGUACCUCUACCCAGUGUGUCUGCAGGAAGCCAAAUUCCUAUGCCCAGUGUACCACCUGCAGAGGCGCUUUCUGUAUCAAGCUUAGCUGCUGAAACACAGUUGUCUGUUCCUGACUUAACUACUGCAAACCAAUGGCAUGUACCUGAUAUGUCUAGUACUACACCAUGGUCUGUACCCGAUAUUGCUGCCGGAGCCCAGUGGUCUAUGGCAGACCUAGGAACUGGUACCCAAUGGCCUAUGUCUGAUCUAACAGCUGCUUCACACUGGCCCAUGCACGAUUUGUCUGUUGGCGCACAGUGGUCUAUGCCUGAUCUUGCUGCUGGUACACAGUGGGCGGUACCUGAUGUGGCAGCUGGAGCACAAUGGGCAAUGCCUGACUUAGCAGCUGGAUCACAAUGGACUGUGCCUGACCUUCAUGCAGGAUCUCAGUGGGCUAUGGCUAAUUUGACUGCUGGAGCGCAGUGGGCAGUGCCAGACUUGGCAGUAACAGCACAAUGGACUGUGCCAGACCUCACUGCUGGAACGCAAAUACAAAGGGCUGACUUGGCACAAGAAGCUCAAGUCCCAGGGUCAGAUCUUGCACCUGAAGCACAGGUCCCUGGUUCUGACUUAGUCACUGAAGCCCAAGUCCCUGGAUCUGAUCUAGCUGCGGAAGCUCAGGUGCCAGGGUCUGACAUGGUAGCUGAAGCUCAAGUACCUCCUGAACAUGACUUAACUUCAGAAGAGCGUAAUGUGAUGCCUGAUGUUGCUGCUGAAGCAUUGGUUCCAGUGGCAAGUUCAACUAUUGUGCCUGAUGUUGCUGCAGGAAUUCCAUUACCUGAUGUUGCUGUUGGUGCACAUAUGCCAGUACCCGAUGUUGCUGCUUCAAUACAUAUGCCAGAUGUGGCAACAGAAGCCCAGAAACAGAUGUCUGACUUUGUUGCUGCACAAGCCUAUAUAUCUUUGAUACCUGAAGAGUCAGUUGAGGAUUCACAUUUUAGAGAGCCUAUUUUAUCUUCUGAACAUCAAACUGAAACUGAUUCAUGUGAUGCUUUUGUACAAGAGUCAUCAUUUGAGCCCAAUGUUAUUACUUCACCGAAACUAAAAAUGAAAGAAUCCUCUGGCCAGCAAGUUGCACUAGAUUGUUUUGAGAACUCUCAGUCUAUUGAAUUGAGUGAGAAAACCAUCUUAGUAGACAAACCUGAUCAACAGCUAAAUCAAGGUUCAAAAACAGACAUACUAAACGUCCCACCAGUAGAGUCUAUCAUGGAAUCUGAAAGUCCUCUAAGUAGCCAAACAUGUAGUUCAUCAGAUAUCACUUUUGCUUCCAGAGUGAGAACUGAUUACUCUGGCCAUUCCGUAUCUGUGACAACGGACCCGUUACAAGAACACAGUUUGUUUGAUGGUCAUAAAAGUUCUGAUGCUUCCUUACAGUGUGAACCCCAUUCUGGCUCUAACUUUUUUGUUGAAUCUCAAACCAGCCCUAUCCAAACUAAAAUUGUUGAACCUAGUGAUGACCAUGACCAGCCUCUGCUUACUGUAAAAAACUCAAUGUCUGACAAUAAUUUACAGGUUGAAGAAUGUGGUAGUUCUGACCAUACACUGAUGGAGGAACCUUAUUCGAAAUCUGUCUCUCCAAAAUGUGUUGUCUCUCUUUCCACCUCUGGAACCUUAUUAGAGAAUGAACCCUUAAUUAAUUCCAACACCACUCUGGAUAUUAAUUCUCACAGUAUUUCAGACCCCAAUGAAAUUGAAGCUUGUGUUCCCAACCUUUCUCAGAAAGAGGAUCAGGAUACUAGCCUUCCCCACCCCACUGAAAACUAUACUAGCCCAGAACACCCACAGCUAGUCGAACCAUAUGCUAGCCCUGAGCACCCUCAGUUAGUGGAACCCUAUACUAGCCCAGUGCAUCCACAGUUGGUGGAACCCUACCUCAGCCCAGAGCACCCCCCAUUGGUAGAACUGUAUUCAAGCCCAGAGCGUCCUCAGCUUGUGGAACCUUACGCUAGCCCCGAGUUCCCACAACUGGUUGAACCAUACUCUAGCCCAGAUCGCCAACAACUGUCUGAACCCUACACAUUUACGCAGCAAACACAAAUAUGUCAACCUUCCAUGAGUCCUGCCCUGACUGAAAAUACCUGCAGCCCUCCUGAUAAACCUCAAGAAUGUUCAAUCUCUGGCCAUAUUUUGACCUAUGCAGCUGUGACAUGCACUCAGAUAAAUACAGACUUGUCCUCUUCUGAUAACUCAGAAGCUACAUAUCAAGCUGUGGCACCAGAUGUUUCUAAAAAACAAGAUGACACUCCUCAAUUGAGUAAAUCAAAUCAUGCAAGUGUAUCUCUGCAAGAGGUUCCUUGCCCUAGUCCUUUAAAAGCUUAUUCAUUAGAAAGCAGUUUAAGUCCCAAAGAGACAUCUACAGAAGAAUAUUCCUCGACUGAAACGCAGUCUGUUGAACCUUCUAUAGGAUAUAAUUUGGAACACCCUGCAAGCCCUAUCCAGCUCUUGACUAAACAACCUUGCAGUCCUUACCCAGCUAACCAAGAACAAUUUUCCAUCACUGACCACAAGCCCCUUAAUUUCUGCAUUUCACAUGAGCCAAAGCUUGAUUCAUCUUGUGUUACCAUCAGUCAACAGCUUCUUAAUGAAGAGACGUCAGAAGAUUUGUCUACUAAGGAAGAUCUGCAAUCACAUAAGGAUGUUAUAAAUUCUGAACAAGUACAAGUGAAACUGUAUAGUAUACCAGUUCAGUCGCAGGAAGACUUUCCAAGUUCAUCUGUACAAUGUGUUAAUGCUGCUGAUGAACUAUUUACUGAAUGUGAACCCUCUUCUGCUGAGGAACCAAGAAUUGAUGAUGCUGACAACAAUAUAUCCACUCCUGUUUUAUCAAUUACCACCAUUAAUCUGCAUGGUGGAGAUCAGACUUGUACAAUCAUUCCUUCACCAAACAGACCUGAACAAGAAACGGUUACGGAGCAUUCGCUCUCAGAAGAAAGUAAAGCCACUUCUGUUCCAUCAAACACCAUAAUAAAUCUGCAUGGUGAAGAUCAGUCUUGUACCAUCAUUCCUUUACUAAACAGACGUGAACAAGAAACUGUUGCUGAACAUUCUCUCUCAGAAGAAAGUAAAGCCACUUCUGUUCCAUCUAAUACCAUAAUAAAUCUGCAUGGUGAAGAUCAGUCUUGUACCAUCAUUCCUUCACCAAACAGACCUGAACAAGAAACUGUUACUGAACAUUCUCUCUCAGAAGAAAGUAAAGCCACUUCUGUUCCAUCAAAUAACAUCAUAAAUGUGCAUGGUGAAGAUCAGUCUUGUACCAUCAUUCCUUCACCAAACAGACCUGAACAAGAAACUGUUACUGAACAUUCUCUCUUAGAAGAAAGUAAAGCCACUUCUGUUCCAUCAAAUACCAUCAUAAAUCUACAUGAAGAUCAGUCUUGUACCAUCAUUCCUUCACCAAACAAACCUGAACAAACUGUUACUGAACAUUCUCUCUCAGAAGAAAGUAAAGCCACUUCUGUUCCAUCAAAUACCAUCAUAAAUCUACAUGGUGAAGAUCAGUCUUGUACCAUCAUUCCGUCACCAAACAGACCUGAACAAGAAACUGUUACUGAACAUUCUCUCUCAGUAGAAAGUAAAGCCACUUCUGCUCCAUCAAAUACCAUCAUAAAUCUACAUGGUGGAGAUCAGUCUUGUACCAUUAUUGCUUCACCAAACAGACCUGAACAAGAAACUGUUACUGAGCAUUCUUUCUUAGAACAUAAAGCCACUUCUGUUUCAGCAAAUACCAUCAUAAAUGUGCAUGAUGAUCAGUCUUGUACCAUUAUUCCUUCACCAAACAAACAUGAACAAGAAACUGUUACUGAGCAUUCUCUCUUAGAAGAAAGUAAAGUCACUAAUAGUUCUGGUUUUCCUGACAAUUUGCUGGCAACUCAGGUUGAUAAUCUCUUGGACAAACCUUCUCCCAGCUCAGACUCUGUCAUGUUUCAUGAUUUUCAAGGUAGCGGUUAUUCUUCCCUUUCAAGAAAAAUCUCGAAUUGUCCGAAUAGUUUUUAUCCAGAUAAUUCAUCUAAUGCUGACCACAGCAUACCCUCAGAAUAUUCAACACAAACCAACCAAGGUCUGGACCGUUCUGUUAAAACUGACUCUCCUAACAUUACUGUUUUCCAGUCACAAGAAUUUGACAGAUGUAUUGAAAACCCAUUGCCUACUGAAAAUACUCCAUUUCCAGCUGACUUGCCUAAUUUAAACCAAGAUAAACUACGCUGUUUGACAUCUAACAAAGCAUCAGACAUGUCUAAGUGCAUAAAGAAUACACUUGAGGCUUCUGCUGAGUGUAUUAAAACUGAUAACCAUUUUACAACUACUCCUCCAGACCUAUUACCUUAUGAUUCUGAUCAGCCAACAGAUAUGUGUUCUGAACCUUCAUCCGAGCCAGUUCCAUUCAACUCUCAACCACCACCAGAACUUCUGCCUUAUGAUUCUGAGCAACCUGCAAACUCUUUUCUCAGUGUUUCUGAUUAUUCCACUGAACAAGGCUCUUCAGAUUUUCAUGCACCACCUGAGCUGUUGCCCUAUGAUUCUGAUCAACCCAUCCUUGUGCAUAAGCAACAAACAAAACCUACUGAAGAAAAGCUUACGACCUAUGACUCUACUACUAUCCACCUUGAAACAUACAAAGCUUUAGAUCUGCCAUCAGUGGGCUCUGAAGAAAACUCUGAAAACAGUGCAAGCCCCAAUAUACAUGAAGUACCAGAUAAAUGUGAGCCUUCCAAUGAAACAGUGAAUCUGCAGUUGAAUUAUGUAAAGGAAGUGUCUUCUGAAUGUUCUGUAAUAGAGUUCCCUUCAACAGAGCAUGUAGUUUCUUCAGAAACUGUACAAGAACAUUUCGUUUUGUCUGCAGUUGUCUUCACCCAAGAGAAGGAUUCAAGUUCUUCCAGUUCAACUGAUAAACCUCUUCCUACUCAACAGUUAGCUGAAACUGAGCAGUCAGUCAUACAGACCUUUUUAGGUUCAGAAAUCCCAGGACACCCAGUGUCCAUGAGUGAAAACCAAACCGAACAAAUACCUUUAACCGAGAUUUCUGAGGUACAAUGUGCUUCAUCUGAGUUGGUGAAUACCUCUAAAACAGCUGUUUUGCCUUCUGUACAAGAUGAAUUGUGUCUGGAAACUGCUAGGAAAAGCUCACCUCCCAAGUCAUUGAUAAAUGCUGAAUCUCCACAGUCUCAGCCUGUAUCUAGGAAGACAGAUUCUACUUUAGAUCUAGGAAGGAGACAUGAACAUUCACGCUCAAGAUCUAUAGACAGAAUAAAAUCUACAUCUAAAUCUUCAAAAAAUAAACGCUCACGCUCUAAAUCUGAAACACCGACCAAGAAGUCUCAUUCCAAGUCUUUGGUGAGAUCAAAGAGGAGCAAGUCUCGCUCAUCUUCAACUGAAAGCAAUGGACGUUCUCCUUCUGUAGUGAAACAGAAGGAAUCCACAAAUGUGCACAAAAGAUCCUCAAGAUCAGCAUCUGUGGGUCGUAGAAAGCGGUCUCGCUCUAUAUCCGUGUCUCCUAGAAAGCGAUCUCGUUCUACAUCUGUUAGCCGAAAGUGUCCAAGGAGGCGCUCCGCUUCUCAGUCUCGCCAAAGGCAGUCUCGCUCACGUUCAGUCACCAGUAGGAGACGCUCCCGUUCAUCUUCUGUAACUCGCAAGAGACGCUCUCCUUCAUCUUCUGUUACUCGCAAGAAAAGCUCUUCACCCGUGACUCGCAGGAGACGUUCACCUUCUGCUACUCGCCGGAGACGAUCCCCUUCAACUUCUAAACGCAGGAGACGUUCCCCUUCACCCACUUUACGUAGGAGACGCUCCCCUUCACCUUCUGCUAAUCGUAGAAGACGUUCACCCUCUGCCACUCGCAAGAGACGGUCCCCUUCCCCGUCUACCAGCCGUAGAAGACGGUCUCCUUCAAACUCUACCAACCGUAGAAGAUGGUCCCCUUCCCCUUCUUCCACCCGCAGAAGGCGGUCUCCUUCACCCUCCACCACUCGUAAAAGACGGUCUCCCACACCCGCCACUCGCAGGAGGCGCACUCCAUCACCAUCUGCAUCUAGGCGAAGACGAUCACCAUCUUCUGAGUUUCGAAGAAAGAGAUCCCCAUCAUUACCUGUAUCUCACAAACGGCAUUCCCACUCCCCAUCUGUACCAAGAAAAAGACCCUCCCGUUCCCCAUCUGUAUCAAGAAAAAGACGCUCCCGUUCCCCAUCUGCCUCCCGCAGGAGACGUUCUAGAUCUGCUUCUCAGAGGAAGCUAUCACGUUCCCCUUCUGCCCCCAUAAAAAGAUCUAAAUCUCCAUCAAAAUCCCCUACGGGUACACAGUCAAAAUAUGAUCGAUCUCGGAGUCUUUCGCAUAGUGAGGUGUCGCGUAAGAGGAAAACACGAUCCCGGUCUUCAUCAAGAGACAAAAAAACUGCGGAAAAGAGAAGAAAAAGGUCUAGCUCUAAAGAUUCUUCUAAAGAUUACCACAGCAUCAAACAAAGGCGGAAAAGUCGUACUCCUCCAAGACGGAAAAAGUCAAGAUCCCCUGUCAGGAGAACAAGUGUAUGCAAAUCUCCAGUAAGAAGGAGACGGUCAAGAUCGCCUGUAAGAAGGAAGAGUUUCAGUAGGUCUCCCAUACGCCGAAAACGGUCAAGAUCUAGGGAUAAGUCUAUGGAUUCUGCCAGGUCCCCGAAACGUCUCACAGAUCUUGACAAAGCUCAGCUUCUGGAAAUUGCUAAAGCUAAUGCAGCGGCCAUGUGUGCUAAAGCAGGUGUUCCUUUACCACCAAGCUUAAAGCCUUCUAUGACACCUACUGCACCCAUGGAUGACAAGAUUACGCAGCGGACAUUUGGUGGAACUAUACAGGAACUUACUGAGAAAUGCAAACAAAUUGCUCAGAGUAAAGAAGAUGAUGUGAUUGUAAAUAAACCUCACGAUUCCGAUGAUGAGGAAGAAGACCGGCCUUUUUAUAAUCACCCGUUUAAAGUCAGUGACCAUAAACCAAUCUCCUUUAGUUUACUGAAUCCUACCCUAAAACCAGCGCCGAAAAAUCAGGUUACUUUGACUAAGGAAUUCCCAGUGUCCUCUGGUUCUCAGCACCGAAAGAAGGAGUCUGAUAAAGUAUAUGGUGAAUGGGUUCCAGUUGAUAAAGCCACAGAGGAAAGCAAGGAUGAUGUCUUCACAAACACAGGCCCCGCACAGCCAGUGGACAUAACUUCUGCAAUGAAUGAACGUGCAGUUGCCCAGACGAGGCUUACAGGAAAUCCAUAUGACAUUGAAGCCUUGUAUAUGCUGAAUCGCGCACAGGAGCAGAUUGAUGCCUGGGCUCAGUCUACAUCGAUUCCCGGACAGUUCACAGGGAGCACCGGAGCGCAGGUCCUGUCUGCAGAAGAAAUCAGCAACAGCGGCCCUCAGGCCUGGCUUAAAAAGGAUCAGUUUCUAAAGGCUGCACCCGUCACCGGAGGCCGCGGUGCUCUGCUUAUGAGGAAAAUGGGCUGGAAGGAAGGCGAAGGACUAGGAAGAAAUAAUGAAGGAAAUGUCGACCCUAUUCUUCUUGAUUUUAAGACUGACCGCAAAGGUUUGGUAGCUGACGGGGAAAAAGCUUCUAACAAACUGGCGCUGCCUGCAAUGAAGGAUCUGUCUGGAAAACAUCCAAUCUCUGCUCUGAUGGAACUCUGCAACAAGAAGAAAUGGUCCCCGCCCGACUUUGAGCUCGUGGACGACACCGGUCCCGAGCACCGCAAACGUUUUCUUUUUAGGGUAACCGUAAAUGGAGUGUUGUGCCAACCAAGUCAACCCAGUGUUACCAAGAAGCUUGCCAAGGCUACAGCCGCCGCCGCCGCCCUCCAGGCCCUGGGUGCAUUACCGAAGGAAAACAUAACCUCUACAAGCAACUUCUGCAGUGCCUCCACCAGUAUGUUGUAGGUUUUUUGUUUGUUUGUUUUUUUUAGAUAAAGGGGGGGGAAGAAAAAUAAAUUUCAAUUUUAAAAUAUGGACUUCAAGAAACUACCAAUAUCUAUAAAAUCCCGAAAACCCAAGCAAAGUCUGAAACUUUUUUUAUAAUUGCAUGACAUGAAUGUGUUUUGUAUCUGAGGCCGAGUCUGUGUCUUUUGUAGUUUACAGCUUUUUUGGGUUAGAAUUGCUUAUAAUUGUAUAUUUACGGAACGUGGAUCGUCAUACUGUAAAGCGAUUUCCAUCACUGGUGGAAUGGCUUUGCGUGUAAUACGGUCAGCAUCAGUAAACUUAGCAUCAGCUGGGCCUGGGAGAGGGCAGCGGGCCAGUUUUGAUGCCUUCUACAGUAAAGGAACACAUUUCAUGGGACCUCCAUAGCGUCUAGAGAACGCUUUUCAGUGUAAAAUGUAUACUUCCUACACAAAUGGUCUCCAACUGUGGUGAGACUACAACUCCCAGCAUGCCCUGACAGCUGCGGUCUGUUAGGGCAUGCUAAGAGUUGUAGUUUCCCCAUAGUUCGGAGCCAGUGCCCUAGAUGACCCCCCAUACUGCCUGAAUGCUGAUGGUAAGGUGACUGACACAGCCCACCAUUCUACCAGUUUGUUUAUUGUGCCUGUGUUCAUUUGUGAUUCUUAUUUUUUACAUGAAUCUAUUUGGAUAUUUAUAGCUUCCGCAGAGGAGCUAAAUCUAUCUUGGCCAGAAAUGUGGCCGGCAAGAGAUUAAACAUUGCUUAAUUGUAAAUAAAUCUUAAUAAAGUA